Trichomycterus rosablanca is the source of this 936-nucleotide messenger RNA. Its product is annotated as olfactory receptor 52Z1P-like. Gene Ontology annotation, cellular component: membrane. Gene Ontology annotation, biological process: G protein-coupled receptor signaling pathway; detection of chemical stimulus involved in sensory perception of smell. Gene Ontology annotation, molecular function: G protein-coupled receptor activity; olfactory receptor activity; odorant binding. The coding region runs from base 1 to 936 and encodes 311 amino acids. The transcript has a single exon. The record is from RefSeq and is a predicted model, not a curated record. Lineage: Eukaryota; Metazoa; Chordata; Actinopteri; Siluriformes; Trichomycteridae.
AUGGAUUCUAACGUGUCCACAUACGCAACCCUACUGAGUAUAGAACCAUUGGAUUUAUUACCAGCUAGCAUUUUACCCGUGUUUAUAUUUGGAACCCUUACCUACUGUGCUAUUUUGUGUUUUAAUAUAACACUACUGCUAACAAUAGCUCUUAACCGAAAGCUCUACAAGCCGAUGUACAUGCUGUUGUUUAACCUGCCAAUCAAUGACAUGAUCGGCGCCUCGGCUUUGUUUCCACAGUUAAUGUCUAGUAUAUUAGCACAGAAUAGAACCAUCACCUACUCGGCAUGUUUCGUACAAGCCUUCAUGACACACGUGUACGGUGCCGGGUCACUCCUUAUUCUGACUGCUAUGGCUUAUGACAGAUAUGUCGCCAUUUGUUACCCACUGAAAUAUCACACCCUGAUGUCCCCAAAUAAUCUGAUGAGAAUAAUAAUCUCACUUUGGACUCUUGAUUUUUCUAUGAUCGGUACACUGGUUGCUUUAAACUACCGUAAAGAGAUUUGCAGCACAAAAAUAGUGGACACUUUUUGUAAUAAUCCAAGUAUAAUGAAGCUUGUAUGUGGGGACAUCAGGAUAAAUAACUACUAUGGACUGUUUGUAUUAUUUUUCUACCAGGGUCUGUCUCUUCUUAUAGUGAUCUUCACAUACGUUCAAAUCCUAAUCACAUGUGUUUUAAAGAGACAAUCUGACACCAAAAGCAAGGCGCUUCAGACCUGUGGUACACAUCUGGUUGUUUUUUUUUGUUUCGAAUUCAAUGCACUCAUUGCACAAAUGGCACACAGGUUUGAUAACGCAUCCCAACAUUUGAGAAGAGCACUCGGUGUUUCUGUGAUGAUAUUUCCUCCUUUUCUCAACCCUUUAGUUUAUGGAUUAAAAACAAAAGAGAUCAGACAAACCAUGUUUGUCUUCUUUCAUAGAAAGAUUUCUCCAUGA